This is a messenger RNA of Dipodomys ordii (Ord's kangaroo rat), 1156 nucleotides long. It is a transcript of the gene Ap1s1, whose product is annotated as adaptor-related protein complex 1, sigma 1 subunit. NCBI's taxonomy places the organism in Eukaryota, Metazoa, Chordata, Mammalia, Rodentia, Heteromyidae. Bases 70 to 546 code for a protein of 158 amino acids. Gene Ontology annotation, molecular function: clathrin-cargo adaptor activity. Gene Ontology annotation, biological process: intracellular protein transport; vesicle-mediated transport. Gene Ontology annotation, cellular component: AP-1 adaptor complex; membrane coat; intracellular membrane-bounded organelle. The transcript is spliced from 5 exons. The record is from RefSeq and is a predicted model, not a curated record.
GAUCGGUGGGGGAGCGGCGCGGGCGCCUACGGAGGCCGCAGAGGGACACGCCGAGCCGGAGGCUGCAGGAUGAUGCGAUUCAUGCUGCUGUUUAGCCGGCAGGGAAAACUUCGGCUACAAAAAUGGUACCUGGCCACAUCAGACAAGGAACGGAAGAAAAUGGUGCGGGAACUCAUGCAGGUUGUCCUGGCUCGCAAACCCAAGAUGUGCAGCUUCCUGGAGUGGAGGGAUCUCAAAGUUGUCUAUAAGAGAUAUGCCAGCCUCUACUUCUGCUGUGCCAUCGAGGGCCAAGACAACGAGCUCAUCACGCUGGAGCUCAUCCACCGAUACGUGGAACUCCUGGACAAGUACUUCGGCAGCGUAUGCGAGCUGGACAUCAUCUUCAACUUCGAGAAAGCCUACUUCAUCCUGGAUGAGUUCCUGAUGGGUGGGGACGUGCAGGACACCUCCAAGAAGAGCGUGCUGAAAGCCAUCGAGCAGGCUGACCUUCUGCAGGAGGAGGACGAAUCGCCGCGCAGUGUGCUGGAGGAAAUGGGUCUGGCAUAGCCCCUGCUGGCCCGGCCCUGUGAGAUGGGGGAGCCUUCACCCACCUUCCCUCCCCACCCCACCCCUGCCCCGCCUUUCUCUUGGUGGGACCCAGCUGUCCCUCCUCGGCCACCUCACCUCUGGAAGGGGCUGUGGGCCCAGGCCCUUGAAGCAUUCCCUCCCGCCACCACCUGCCAUUCCCACUGAAGAAAUGUGACCCAGACAGGGGGUGCUAUUUGGCUUCCAUUCCCUGCCUUUGAAGAACCAAUGUUAUCCCCCCCCCCAAAAAAAAAAUCUUCCCUCCCAUAGCAAUCACUGUAAAUAUAUAAAUAUUAUCAGGUUAAAGGGAAAAGGUUUUCAGGGCUCUUCUGCCCCCUCUGCCCCAAAACCUACCUCCACCCCUCCCCCUAGCCAGCCAGGGCAGCUUCUCUGCCUCGAGGGGGGUCCUUUUCCCUCACCAUCCCCACUUCCUCCUCAGCUGCGGUCGGGCCUCUGCACGGUGCCAGGAGGAACAGCAUAGUUCAUUUUUUUCUAACCUUGCCCCUGCUGAGGGAAGGGACCAGGGAAGGGGGGGCCUUUGUGGGACACAGGCCUGGGCUGUCUCCUCCACUCCAUAUUCUGGGUGUGGCUG